This is a messenger RNA of Chara braunii, 2497 nucleotides long. The record is from the annotation of a GenBank genome assembly. NCBI's taxonomy places the organism in Eukaryota, Viridiplantae, Streptophyta, Charophyceae, Charales, Characeae.
UCGAGUGUGAGGGAGGCAGGCAGGGUGGCAACGCAGCCACAAUCUUGGGGACAAGAUCGCUUCCACAUCUUCACUGGACCUCUACUUUCACGAUCCAAUCGCCAUUCCUUGGAUCCAAUCAGUGAGCUUGAUUACAGAGGAGGAAGGCGCCAUGGCUACGUGUUCUAUCGCCGGCAGCUGCACGUGCUUCUCCGCCUUGAUUGGUAAUAGGAGACGAUACAUAACACUGGUUCUCAUCGGUCUCGACAACGCGGGGAAAACCACAUUGCUAAGCAACAUCAGGAGGGAGUUCCCUGGCCCAACUGUUCCGACAUGGGGCUUCGUAAGCAGGAAAUGGAGUGAAGGCCAGUUCGAUGUCACAUUUUACGACCUUGGUGGAAGUGCCAACAUCAGGCGAAUAUGGGAGCAGUACUAUGCUGAGGUGCAUGGAGGGGUUUUUGUGGUCGAUGCCUCCGACAGAUCAAGGCUUCAUGAAGCACGGGAUUUAUUGCUGGUGUCGAUGUCGCAUCCAUAUAUGCUGGGGAAACCCUUUCUUAUAUUUGCAAAUAAACAGGAUGUCUGUUCUGCCCUGACAGAUGUUGAGGUGGCCCUGGGUCUGAACCUGAAGGUCGUUGAGGGAUCCAAACAUCUCGUUGUUCCCUGUUCGGCACAUGCGACCUGUCCAACGGGUCAAGGGCAGUCUGUUCUCGAUGAGAGGAUAUGGGUUGGUUUGCGAUGGCUUCUGGGUAUGAUUGAGAGGGACUUCGUGGACCUUGAUUUGAGGGCAAAGCAGGAAGGAUCUCAUGUGGCGAAGCUGAAAGCUAUCGCAGAGGAGCAGGGGGCAAAGAUGAAGGAAUUGGAGGAGGAGAUGGAGAAGAAGAAGAAGGCUGUUGAAGAACAAGCGGCAGCGGAAGCAGAAGAGGAAAGGAAACGCAGGGAAGUCAAAGGAGAGAGUAGUGGCACAACGAAUGAGGACGCCGCAAUGGAGAAAAAGAUCAGCGAGUGGAUUGCUAAUUUAUCGUUGGGGGAAGAUGAGGAGGAAGAGUUUUAUGUGCCCCAGGACGAGAGGGAUGCGUUAGCCAAUGAGCUAGCAGCAAUCGAGGACCCCCUGGAAAGGCAAGAAGUGGAGGAGGAGAAGAAGUUGGAAUGGAAGUUGAGAAUGAAGAGAGAGAAGAAGAGGAGGAGGGAGGAAGUUAACAGGUUGACCGCAGAGGUGGCAAAGGUGAGAGAUUGUAGACAAGAAGUGCAGGCACAGACAGACAUGUCUGCCAAAAUGGACAAGAUGCUGGGAUAUUUGGAAGUGUUGAGUGCGGCUUGGAUGGAGGAGCGCCAAGCUAGCUGGGGUCAAGAUGUAGCCCUGAAGGCCAUGCGGUCAGGAUUUCGGGAUUUUGCGCGUGACAUCGUCAGCCACGUUGGAGGGGAAGUUAGGCGACUAAGAGACAUAGUGGGGAAGUUUUGUGAGGGCGCCAUCGAGGGUGCCAAAGCGGUAGCCGCCCACAUCCUGACUAAGGAGCAAGUUCUCGUCGCCUUCCAGGCCCUUAAGGAUGAAGCGGCUAGUUUUGCCAGGUCCCUAGCACGCGCAGCCGGUUGUGAAAACAACCUGGUUGCAUACUCCAAGGUCACCCCCCUUCCUCACUUCUUCAAGCUCUUGAGGGAGCGAUUUACUGACCCAACGAGAGGCGUUAGAGUGUCUGACAAGCUACGGACUAUCCACUCGCGACAGUGGAGGAGUGCAAGGGCACUCAAGGGCGUCAUGGACGACUUGGUAGCCGUCCCAGACCAUGGGGUCACUGAGCCCCAAUUGGUCCAGUUAUUUUACCGUGCCAUGCCAGAGCCCCUGCGUGGGCAUUUCUUUGAGAGGUCUCAACAGGCCGACAUCACGUACGACGUGCUGAGUAGAGAGGUGGUCCUGUAUGAGUCAAAGUCCAUGCCAGUAUCCACUUUCUGGCAUAAGGACUUAGAUAAGGGAAAAAAGUGGAAGGGUCGUACCAUCUCUGGCCAAGUGAGGGCCAAGGACCAUAUGAUCCUCACGUUAGAAGAAGGUGGUACGGAUGAAAUCCCCUACAGUGAGAUCGAGUGGGGGUUAGAGGAGGAUGACAACAGCGUAGGGCAAGGGAGGUCUUAUGCGGCUGUCGCGGCUGGAGGGAGGCCGCAAGGUAGAGGAGGAGGCGAGGGCCAAAGGGGCCAGGCCACGGGAGGCCGAGGACCGGGCGCACAGGGGGUUGGCGGACAAGGGAACCGCUAAGUGGGAGGUAGGGGUCAAGGUCCCCCGCCAAAUCGCCAGGGUUCUUGUCGGUCCCCCCAGCGAAGAGGUGGAAGGCCACCUCAAGGAGGAUGACACCCAGGCUUGCCACAGGGCAGGCCCUGGGAAGAUUUGGGCUUGGACCAGCGCGUAUGGCAGGAACGCGUGGACUUGGGUCAGUGCGUGUUUUGUGGUGACCCGACCCAUGUAAUUAAAUUUUGUCCUAAGUAUAGACAGUCCCGAUGGGCUGCUCAGCAAUCAAAAGGCAGCCGCCAA